AAAGACGCGGCCGGCCAAGCAGCACCGGGAGAAUAAUGUGAGCUUGCGCAGACGAACCAAAUUGGCUCUGCUGAGCCCGGAGAAGGUAACAAAGGUCCUGCUGAGAAGCCGGGGAACUCAGUUUGUGGGGAAUCUCACUGGCAACCCUGAUAGAACUUGGAUAGAGUCCUACAAAGCCAGAGAAACUCAAACUCUGCAAGCAAGCAACCAUUUGUAGGAACAUUUUCUCUCUAUGGGCAAGGAACAUGGAUUUUGCAAUUUUGGCUCCUCCUUCAGUGAAAAAAGCAUACAAGUUCAUAGAGUCGUCAUGAUUUCCACAGAGCUGACUUGCUGACAGUCUCAGGCUUUAAACUCCAAAACCGCUCCAAAGCAUAUGGAUAUUCCUUUCUGCCUGGGAUCGUGUUUCUUCCUGGAGGCUUCGUGUGGGUCACACUUUCUCUCUGGAUUUACUCAAGUGAUCUGAAACAAUCUAAUCAACACCAUGUUUUUAUUUUGUUCUCACCCAGGAAGCUGACAUGAACGCCGAGAGACUUUCUUACCACUCAAGAAAGGAGAAAAGGACAUUGGACGCUCACUUCAAGCAAGAUGUCAUUUUUUUUUUGUGCUACACCAGUUCUUCUCACUUCAAUUCUGAGCAUAUACCUGGCCUGGCUGGUCUGAAAAAGAUCUAAGCAAAGUUCUUGAUGGCACAUUUAUGGAAAUCCAGGAAGAAAUCCCUGAGCUAUAGUCUAGACUGGAACAGAAAUGAGAAGCCAUGGUUCUUCAGUUGCCUCCUUGCAAAUGUUUAUGUUUUGUGUGUCCUUUCUCUGAUAAAUGUGCCCAGUUUCCUACCAGUUGUCACUGCUUCCUGCCAAUGAACAAAGACUGGAGAAGUUGCAUCAGAUUUAUUUUGUGAAUUCCAAUUUCUUCCUGGAGGUGAAAGUGGUCAGAGGCAUGAAGCUGUGGCAAUCAAUACUAGAAGCAUUUGUUCUGUUACCAUAUCUCAAUAUAUGGCUUGUCGAUGGACAAUCUCCUCCUGGGAAACCUAGAAUAGUAAGUUGCCUGUCCCAAGGAAAUGAAACAUUUACUUGUCGAUGGGAACCUAAUUCAGAUGGUGGUCUUCCUACAAAUUAUACUUUGUUCUACAACACCAUUGGUGAAGAAGAGAUCCAUGACUGUCCAGAUUACCUAUCUGCUGGCCCCAAUUCCUGUUACUUUAAUCAAAGAAUCACCAGGCGGUGGCAAACAUACAACAUCAGUGUAAAAGCUACCAAUGAUGCAGGAAGUAACUUAUCUCAUCCCCAUUAUGUGGACGUAAAAGAAAUGGUUAGGCCAACCCCUCCCAUGAAUCUCUCUUUGGAAGUCAAAAUGGUAAAUGGAAUAAUGUAUAUGUGGAUAAAGUGGUCAGCACCUCCAUGGAUCAGUGAUUCAGCACUAUGUAAUUAUGAAUUGCGACUGAAGUCUGCAGAAGGAAAAGAAUGGGAGAAUUACUUUGUGGGACAGCAGUUGCAAUAUAAAAUAUCUCACUUGCAUCCAGGAAUGAAAUAUACUGCUCAGGUUCGCUGUGUAACAGAUCAUGGUGAAAGGAGCUUGUGGAGCUCAGAAAGAUACAUCCACUUCCAUAAUGGCCAGCCUCCAGGGAAGCCAAUCUUUACAGGAUGUCGCUCUCCCGAAAAAGAAACCUUUACUUGUUGGUGGAAGCCAAGCUCUGAAGGAAGUCUCCCAAGAAAUUAUACACUGCUCUAUAAGAGAGAAAGAGAUAAAAAAUACUACGAAUGCCCGGACUACACAACAGCGGGGCCCAACUCCUGUUACUUUAAUAAAAAGCACACAUCGCUGUGGACUACCUAUAAUUUUACUUUAAAGGCGAUGAAUGAGAUGGGGAGUAGUGUGGCAGACCCUUAUUACGUGGAUGUAGCAAAUAUAGUUCAGCCAGAUCCUCCAGAAAAUCUUUCCCUAGAAUUUGAGAAAAAAGUAUAUGGACAAUAUGCGUUGGUGACUUGGAAUCCGCCUUCUCUGGGUGAUGUCAAAUCUGGCUGGUUAACUCUGGAGUAUGAAUUACACAUAAAGCCUGAAGAAGGACAAGAGUGGGAAAAAAUAUUUGUUGGGCAAAGGACGUCUUAUAAGAUGUUCAGUGUGAAUCCAGGAGAAAGAUAUGUUGCCCAGGUUCGAUGCAGGUCAGAUUAUGGUAUCUGGAGCAACUGGAGCCCUAAAAGUUAUAUUAAACUCCAAAAAGAUAUCAGCCUAAAGGAUAUAGUUGUUUGGAUCGUGGUGGUUUUUUCAUCAAUUGCCGCUUGUUUGAUCUUGAUCUGGAUACUGGCUUUGAAAAAAACCAAGAUGAUAGCUCGCCUUCUACCACCAAUUCCAGGUCCAAAAAUAAAAGGCUUGGAUGCUAAACUGUUACAGGCAGGAAAAACUGAAGAAUUGCUGAGUGCUCUUGAUUGUCAGGGUUUUCCUCCAACUUUAGACUCUGAUGAUCUGCUCAUAGAAUUUUUAGAGAUAGAUGACAGCAAAGAUCAGCAGCUAGUGCCAAAUCAUGGAAAAACUCACCCCAAUAAACAUGUAAAGCCAGCACACCAGGAAAUAGACUGCCAUUCAGGAAAAGGAAGCAGUGAGAGUCCAUCUCUAAUGCAAGAGAAAUAUAAGGAAGUCAGAAAACUUCCCCCUGCAGCAGAGGUACCGGAUUCUGAUGAGGUUCAAAGGAACGGUGAUAGAAAAAAACUCUCAGAAACAUUAAAACUAGACCCUGAAAAGUGUCUCCCACAGUUGACUACUAAGAGCCUAAAGUCAUCUACGUGGCCUGGAGACCAGCCUGGGCACUCUCACAGUCCGAAGUUUUUCUCUCAUGAUGCCAUAGAGAUCUGCAAAAGGGUACUCAAAGCGACAAAUGUAAAAAGGUCACCCAUUUUGGGGAGAAGUGAAGAAAAGCACUGUUCUCAACCUCCGGAACCCAUUGAGACAGGCCAACUGGAAGAUGGAGCCAAUUUGUCUCUAAAUGCUCAGCAUAAUCAAGAGGCAUUCUGGUUAGUGCCUCCAGAGCAGUUGCCUUUUACAUCUACAAAGCCAAUGGAUUAUGUAGAAAUUCACAAAGUCAGCAGUGAUGGAGUGUUGGCUGUGCUACUCAAGCAGAAAGAAAGCCUUGACAAAACUGAAAAGGGUCCUCUGCCUUCAGAUGCACAAGAAUACUCCAAGGUUUCAACUGUUGUAGCUAAUCAUAUUCUGGUAUUAUUACCCGAGACCAAAAUGGAGGACUUGCCUUCUUUUCAGGAACCCCCAAAGGAGUCCAAUCCGGAAAGCCAGGCAGAGAUAAACACUAUCUAUCGCCUCCCAGUUCCCAACACGUGCAAAAUACAGACUGGUGGUUUAGAUUACCUGGAUCCAAAUAACUUUAUGCCAGCCUUUCAAUAAACAAAUUGAAAUUCCCAGGUGAUGUAAGGGAAAAAAAAACAUUCUUGGCACAAAAUUGCUCAUCUGUAGCUCACAUCUUUUUAUGUUUUGUAUUCAGUCAUUAAGAACAGACAGAAAAAUUCAUAUUGAUGACUGUGAUUAAGGGAGUUGUUUUAGUGAAAUCUGACUUUAGGAAAAGUAGGUGUCAUUUGAUUUCAAACUACAACCUAUUGCAUUUAUUUCUGACAUGCCUUAGCAAAAAUGACAAAGUAUUAAAAAUUUCUGGUUAAGGACGAUUAAGCGCCCUCGGAUGAAGGCUACACUACAUACGCAACCCACCAUUUUACUUCUCAUUUAUUGAAACUUGACACCUGACACCAUGCAGAAGAAAUAAACAAGAGCCCUGCACUUUCAAGUGCCGCAGAAUUGUAUCACCCUCAAAUUUCUGGUGUCUCUUUUCUACACCUGUCCCUCCUCCUCACCAUUUGAGAAAGGGGCACCUCCUGCCUGCUCUCCUUUAUUCCCACCAGAUGCAAAAGAUGGAUGGCAUUAGAAAUGACUGAUGACAAAAGGUUGAAUAGCUGCCAUUUAUAUUUAAGAGGAGAAUAUUUGUAGUUCAGAGUUGAAAUGAGAGGCCCUUGGUGUUCUCUGAAUUAGGUUGUUUUCUUGCGGACAUUUCAUUACCCAAUGAAGUGCUCAGUGGAAGCAUUAAACCGUCUCAAGGAAGCAUGGGAGUAUUGGGAGGCCCAUGGCAGUGAGCAGGGAAUUUGCUGUUGAUGCCCAAGUUGGGUCAUUCUUUUGCCAGCCAAAAACAGGAUGCUUUCCUGUUGCCUCAGUAGAAUAAAUAUGACACUUAACAACCAAACAAGUCCCUGAAUUCCAUGGCAUAAAACCAACACCCAUCACAUGCUGCAUGAUUGUAUUCUGUUGUUAUUCAUGCAGGCUCUAUGAUAUGCUGCUAAUGAAAAUUUGCAAAUUUAUGUCACAUGCUGCUAUGUAUGUUAACACAUUUUAGAAGCUCUAAAAAGGACGGGUGUUGUUAUUUCUCUGCUUUUUCCUAUUUAAAAGAGUCCUAUUUUUUAUAAAUGUUUACAAACUUACCUCAUUUUAAGCUACUAAAAUAUACCUAAGUAGGGAGGAGUGGGAGGAAAUUGUGCCUUCUGUAUGGCUUUGGUGUGCUAGGUUCUUGAAUUCCUUUUUGGCUGAGCUCAUUCCAAAGAUCUCCCUUGUCAAAAUAAGUGAUUUUCAAAUUCCAGCCUUUGGGAAAGGGGGAGAUUUAAACUAGCCCACUUCUGUGUCACUCUAACUUAGUUUAAUUCAAUUUCAUAUAUUGCCUUAUUGUACAUAAUAAAAAAGUUACUUUAAUUGUA
Molecule: messenger RNA, 4736 nt
Organism: Crotalus tigris (Tiger rattlesnake)
Lineage: Eukaryota; Metazoa; Chordata; Lepidosauria; Squamata; Viperidae
Gene: PRLR
Product: prolactin receptor
Exons: 18
Coding region: 814-3387 (857 amino acids)
Biological process (GO): cytokine-mediated signaling pathway
Cellular component (GO): external side of plasma membrane; signaling receptor complex
Molecular function (GO): cytokine receptor activity; cytokine binding
Source: RefSeq, a predicted model, not a curated record